Molecule: messenger RNA, 2184 nt
Organism: Gossypium raimondii (Peruvian cotton)
Lineage: Eukaryota; Viridiplantae; Streptophyta; Magnoliopsida; Malvales; Malvaceae
Product: transcription factor TGA9
Exons: 13
Coding region: 383-1774 (463 amino acids)
Biological process (GO): DNA-templated transcription; regulation of DNA-templated transcription
Molecular function (GO): DNA-binding transcription factor activity; sequence-specific DNA binding
Source: RefSeq, a predicted model, not a curated record
AAUUUGUUUUUAAACUCAAAAACCACCCCACACUAAAAGAAAAAAAAACCAGAGAGAGGGGUCAGGCCCUGAGGUCUGCGAGGACAAGAUUUUGUGUAGUACCAUGAUAAAAAAGAAGAGUUCCAAAAUCUGAUACAAGUUCUUACAACUCUUCCAACACAAGGUGUUGUAAUAAAGCAAAAGAAAAGAUCCACACACACCCAUCAAAGGAUCAAAAGUUGCAGAGAUAAGAGAAACAAAUACUGGAGCUUUUUUCAUCUUUUGUCUCUCAUCAAAAGAAAAGAAAAACCUUCCUUUCUUAUUUUCUUUUGUCUUCCUUAAAGCUCAUAAACCAAGUUGAGCUGUUUCUGGUUUGGAGAAUGGUGUAAAGAACAAGUCUUGCAUGGCGAACCAUAGAGUUGGAGAGACAGGUUUGACAGACUCGGGACCUUCUUCCAAUCACCACCACCAUCAUAAUAUUCCUUAUGCUGUUCUUCAUGGAAUGAAUGUCCCCCCAAGUUUCAUGCAUCAAGAAGGGUCUGCUUUUGAUUUUGGAGAGCUUGAAGAAGCAAUUGUGCUGCAAGGAGUGAAAAUUAGAAACGAUGAAGCUAAACCACCUUUAUUCACAGCAGGCAGGCCAGCAGCUACCCUGGAGAUGUUCCCUUCUUGGCCAAUGAGAUUUCAGCAAACCCCAAGAGGAAGUUCAAAAUCAGGAGAGGAAAGCACUGAUUCAGGAUCAGGAGUGAAUACAAUCUCAAGCAAAACUGAGAACCAGGUUGAGCCAGAAUCACCCAUCAGUAAGAAGACAUCUUCUUUGGAUCAACAACAACAGGUAGAGAUGGCAAGUGAUAUCUCAAGAACAGGAACAUCACAGAAUCAAUCAGCUGCUGCAAAAACACCCCAAGAGAAGAGAAGGGGUUCAACUUCUGAGAAACAGCUUGAUGCUAAGACACUGAGACGUUUAGCUCAAAACAGAGAAGCUGCAAGGAAAAGUCGUCUUAGAAAAAAGGCUUAUGUUCAACAACUAGAAUCAAGUAGAAUAAAGUUAACUCAACUUGAACAAGAUCUUCAGAGAGCACGAUCUCAGGGAUUUUUCUUGGGAGGUUGUGCUGGUACUGUUGGGAAUAUCAGCUCUGGGGCUGCAAUAUUUGACAUGGAAUAUUCGAGAUGGUUAGAAGAUGAUCAGAGGCACAUGUCGGAGCUCAGAACUGGAUUAAAUGCACACCUUUCGGACAGCGACCUUCGGAUUAUCGUAGACAGCUACAUUUCACAUUACGAUGAAAUUUUCCGGUUGAAGGUAGCCGCCGCAAAAGCCGAUGUUUUUCACCUUAUAACCGGGAUGUGGACCACUCCGGCGGAGCGCUGCUUCCUUUGGAUGGGAGGUUUCAGACCCUCCGACCUCAUCAAGAUGUUAAUAUCACAACUAGACCCAUUAACAGAACAGCAAGUGAUGGGAAUUUACAGCCUGCAGCAUUCUUCACAGCAGGCAGAAGAGGCACUCACCCAAGGCCUGGAACAGCUUCAGCAGUCCCUCACCGACACCAUUGCUGGUGGUCCGGUCAUCGAUGGAAUGCAACAAAUGGCUGUCGCCUUAGGCAAGCUUGCCAAUCUUGAAGGCUUCGUUCGCCAGGCUGACAAUUUAAGACAGCAAACCCUUCACCAAUUGUCUCGGAUAUUAACGGUGAGACAAGCAGCACGGUGUUUUCUGAUGAUCGGAGAGUAUUAUGGACGUUUACGAGCACUCAGUUCUCUUUGGGCCUCUCGUCCUCGAGAUUUGUAUGAUGUAGGAGCAUGAUGAGUGAAGAUCACUCAUGCCAAACAACAACAGAGUUGCAAAUGGUCCAACCCUCACAGAAUCAUUUCUCAAACUUUUGAUUUAAGAAGAAAAGAAAAAAGGGUCCAGUAGGCAGCUACUCAUAUGAUGUUAAAGCAAUCAAAACCCUGUAAUUUCCACGAUGAAAGCUUUCCAUGCAAAAAAUAUAUUAUUAUAUAUAUUGGGUUUCAUCAACCUACUUAAGUUAGAGGAUACCUUAGGGCUUUCUUUUGCUUUUCCUUUUUUAAUCUUUUAGUUUGUUUUUAUUAUUAAGUUUAUCCAUGUAAAUGAAAAAAAAUCAAUUUUAAUGUGCACAAGGGAGCUACCUAUCUCUCUCCCCUUUCUUUGAAAGAAAUUAAAUGAUUAGCAAUGAACAUUCAAAGUUAGAAAAA